AUGGACAUGCGUAAGCGCCGCCAGAUUAUAUCCUUCGGAAAUGAUGUGAAACAACUGCAACAUCACCCCCACCCCGACAGUGUCAACUUUCACCACUCGAUGCGGCCGUUCGCGUCCAGUCACGAGCGGAAUUUCAUGCUCUGCUUUGCGGCAGCAUCCAAGGGACAACAAAUGUGCAUCAUCGGAUUGGAGAAUGCACUCCAUUUUCUGCUGACUUCUGGGGCGCUUGAGCAGUGCCGCAAAACAAAUGUACCAUGA
This is a messenger RNA of Penicillium verrucosum, 258 nucleotides long. RefSeq lists its product as uncharacterized. The transcript is spliced from 2 exons. Bases 1 to 258 code for a protein of 85 amino acids. The record is from RefSeq and is a predicted model, not a curated record. NCBI's taxonomy places the organism in Eukaryota, Fungi, Ascomycota, Eurotiomycetes, Eurotiales, Aspergillaceae.